AUGCUGAACCCCUGGAUCCUUCCCUUUGUCUUCGUCGGAAGUGCGAUUGCUUCGAAACUCGCUCCUUCCUCUCCCGAAGUCCUGCUUGACUAUGAGCCGUUUGGCGGGAAGAACGCGAGCAUUUUAAAAUCGCCCGCAGACUGGAACAGGAACACGUAUCCGAUCUUUGUACACUCGCAUAAUGAUUACGAGCGCCGUGUACCUGUGCUUGAAGCUCUUUCCUACGGUGCAUUGAGCAUUGAGUCGGAUGUUUGGCUUAACCCGAAGGAUGAAGUACUUUACGUGGGCCACGACCCCUUCUCACUUACUACGAAACGCACUUUCCACGCGAUAACUGUCAAGCCGCUUAUGCAAGCGAUUGAUCAAGCAAACACUGCAAAUGCUGUACAUGUCCGGAAUGACGCAUCGUCGUUGUUUGCUGAUCUGCAAGCAUCAGUGGCUACGAAGGACUCGCCUUGGUGGAAUGGAUAUUAUUCUUUGGGCGUCGGAAACACGCAGCCCAUUCAGCUGAUGGUGGACAUCAAGAACGAUGCUGAAAACUCCUGGAAAAAGGUGCUUAGUGCAUUGGAGCCGUUGCGCAAGCGCGGGUACCUGACGAGGUACGAGUAUGGCAAAGUGAUCCCAGGGCCUAUUAUCGUCGUGGGCGCUGGAGCGACGCCUAUUGAACAGGUCGCAGGGAAGCAUAAGCGGGACGUGUUUUAUGAUUGCCAGCUGGCUGAGCUGCGCAAACCUGGCCCCAAAGUGCAAGGCAUUCAGUACGAGUGGAACUCCACAUUGUGCCCUAUUGCCUCAGGCGACUUUGCGUCCAUUACAGGAGACUAUACCGGCGUGCAUAUGCCUUCUAAGAAGAUUAAUGAGUCCAUCAGCUCAGUGGUUCGUGAAGCGCACAAGCGCGGUAUCAAGACGCGUUUCUGGGACACGCCCGCAUGGCCUGCGUACGCUCGGGACCGUGUUAACAAGCUCCUCCUUGAGCUUGGCUCUGAUUGGAUCAAUGCAGAUGACCUCUCGGCAAUUGCCAAGUUCUAG
This is a messenger RNA of Malassezia vespertilionis, 1026 nucleotides long. RefSeq lists its product as uncharacterized. The record is from RefSeq and is a predicted model, not a curated record. The transcript has a single exon. Gene Ontology annotation, molecular function: phosphoric diester hydrolase activity. Bases 1 to 1026 code for a protein of 341 amino acids. Lineage: Eukaryota; Fungi; Basidiomycota; Malasseziomycetes; Malasseziales; Malasseziaceae. Gene Ontology annotation, biological process: lipid metabolic process.